Neurospora tetraspora is the source of this 1737-nucleotide messenger RNA. RefSeq lists its product as uncharacterized. The record is from RefSeq and is a predicted model, not a curated record. Lineage: Eukaryota; Fungi; Ascomycota; Sordariomycetes; Sordariales; Sordariaceae. The transcript has a single exon. The coding region runs from base 109 to 495 and encodes 128 amino acids.
GGAGAUGGGAGAUGGGAGAUGGGAGAUGGGAGAUGGGAGAUGCGUUGAGGCUAACCUUGAGUGCUUUGAAAGAAGUUAUUCAGGUAUCUGGCUUGAGUUGACUUGUUGAUGAGUCUGAUGAUUCUUCUCUUUCAACCUUUGGGAGGGGGAGGAGAGCUACUUUAUACUCAACUCCCACCAUCACAUCUCCCUCUUCCCUCUCCCCCUUUCUCUUCUUUUUUCUCCUCUUCGCUUUCCAGCCCUCCCAUCAUCGUCCUCCCCUUCUUCCAGGUUGUCUCAGCUGAGAAGUUUCCAUUACACAUUCGAAAGCCUGCUUCUAGAGUCAACAUGUUUCGGGUCGCGACGUAUCACCAGACAUUUUCCCCUCAGACCGAGUGGGAGCGGUGUCGAACCAUGGCCUGGCCUGGUCUCUUUACUGUCUCCGAUGAUCUGCAGUUAGGUUGGAAUGAACAUCCAUCCUUCUACUUCUACCACCUCUCACUCGUUGGAAGAUAGAACGCGAGGUGGGUGAUGAGAGGGCUUAGUUAGGGCUGAAGACAGUUUACGCUGGCCUUAAGACGCCUUUGACGCCUAUCCCGAGUUCUCACAGACUUCACAAACAGGGGUGGUUGUUGUUGAUUGGACUACGCGGGCUACGCUGUGGGCAUCAAACACCGACCAAUUCGAGAACUAACAGAAGUAAACAACAGGGGUUGGUACAACCUCUCACAAAACUUCCACAGCAUGAGAAACACCUCAGUUACAGAUUUACAGUUACAGAUCGGGCUCGAACCUGAUUCCCGUCGGUGAGAUAAACGAUCAGGGAAUCUCCCAAUUGCCGUACCCGAGCCGGUGAUAAACGUAGAAGAUGAUCCCGCGUGGAGUCAAACAUCGUCAGACAUACCUUGCCCAUGGGGAUGGCGAGAUCCAUAUUUUACUCGUUGUCUUGCUUCUAAGCGCCUAACGAAAGCACAUCUCCCUCUUCAUAACCGUAGGGAGUGUAUUCACUGACUCCUGUGGCUGGCUUUUCUUCGUCAUCUUCGUAACCACCUACUGUCAACCUACCUAGAGGUACCUACCGCCCCCUGACUCCCUGCUUACCAUACGGAAUUCGCUCCGAACCACAAUGGCCAAGUAACAACAAGUAACACAAAACACGGUCCCGUCCCGAGAGAAACUUCCAGGGACCAGACCGCCAAAGCCCAACAUUACACAAACUGUGGGGUAUAUGGUUUCACGAAAGAGGGACAGAGCGACGGCCACAGAUCUUGUCUUAUUCCACUCCCGUAGAUGGCGACACCAUUUUCCCGUGUGCGAGCUGAGAAACGGGAGAUGUACGUAAGAAAGAGGGCUGGCUGGAAAUGUGAAGAAGAAUGAAGGAAGGUGCAUAACUGCGGGCAUGCAGACUCGCGGACUUGCCGGCGUGGCUAACCACUGGCUCAACUGUGGUGAAAGAGGGGAAGUUGUAGGGCUUCAUUGGGUUAGAUUUUGUUAGACAUGGGGCUGAAAGCAUGGUGGUUGUUUGACGGAAGUUGAGAGGAGUUGGUACGUCCAAGCUUUUCGUGUUGAGUUGAGGCUUUUGAGAGCGAGGUAGAUCAACUCAAGUUAACACCAGAUGGAGUAUCGCGGUACAAAAGAAUCGCAGCAUUUGAGUGCAAGUGACUCCGGUUUCAGCACGGAAUAAAUCGAUUUGGUAACAGAGUUGAGAAAAAUAAGAUAAAAAUAAACUGCGAGUGAUAAUGCACAAAAAGGGAAGAG